Bathycoccus prasinos is the source of this 2331-nucleotide messenger RNA. RefSeq lists its product with no specific name. Lineage: Eukaryota; Viridiplantae; Chlorophyta; Mamiellophyceae; Mamiellales; Bathycoccaceae. The record is from RefSeq and is a predicted model, not a curated record. Bases 1 to 2331 code for a protein of 776 amino acids. The transcript has a single exon.
AUGCCGAACAACCUUCUGCAAGACAACACGAAUAAUACCACCACCAACGGCUUAACGUUGAUGAAGCAGACGGGAGGAGGGGUUCCAUCGAGCGAGACUCCCCCUUCUGCUGCUUUUGAUACUAAUGUUGGAGCAACAUUGGAAAACAAAGAUUUGAAUUUUGAAAACAUGUGUCCUCCCGAUGCGACGGCGCCGAUGAUGCGUGUCGAGGAGGAGGAAGUGAUGAUGGUUCCGACGACGGGAGAAGAGAAUAAAAAAGAGCAGCUCGCUGAGAGAGAGGUGAAUGCGACGAAUGCUACGAAUAAUACUAAUAAUUUCAUGGACGAUUCGGACGACGAACUCACCGAGGAACAAAAAAGAGUCAUCGCCGAACGCAUCGCUGCGUUGCAAAACCGGUUUAAAAAAUUCGAAGAGAAGAGCACGGAGAACAAAAUCGAAGAGUUGGUGAUGCAACACGGACACUUGAAUUUGAACGAGAAAGAAGCGUUUAUGAUUUUAAAAGUGUGCGAGAUGAACGAACUGAACGCGGAGGAGAGAUUGAGACGCGUGGACGAUUUGUAUCAAGACGCGGGAGAAAGUACGGAGAUGUAUUUACUGCGUAUUUUGGAUACGGAAACUGGGCAGUUUUUGACGCAAAUACGAGAAAUGGUGAAGGAGGAAGAAUACGCGAAGCAGACGUUACAGAAGAAUAAGAAGAUGCGGACGAUUUCGGAACAACGCAUCGCGAGGAAGAUUAAACGGUUGUCGAAUAAGAAGUUGUUCGACGAGGACGGGAAUGAAAUCGUGGACUCGGAUUUGGAGGCGUGGGAGGAGUACGAUAACGAACAGUUUUUCGAAGAGUACGUGGAACUGCCGCCGAAGAAAGAGGAGAAAGUGGAUUUAGGGCCAAUGUUGGGCGAGGACGGGAAAGAAAUGGUCAUCGGGAAAGACGAGGCGUUGGACGGAGUGAAGUUUGUCCGACACGAGAGGAAAGCGCCGAACGGAGAGAACUUGGAGAAGGGCGCGCACACGACGGCGCGGUUAAAGUUGGACGACGCCGUGGCGAGAGCGAAUGCGGUCAUGGAAGCGCAAAUGAAAGCGAGAGAAGAGAAGAGGAAGGCGAAAGAGGCGAAGCGAUUGGCGAAAUUGGCGGAAGAGGAAGCGGCGAAGACCAAGGAAGAAUCAGUUAAAGCGGAGCAGAAGAAGGAGGACGUCGGGAUGGAAGAAACGUUCCUUGAGCCGGCGACUGCUGGCGAAGAAACGAAACCAGUCGAAGAGACCACCGAUGCUACAAAAGCUUUAUCUAGUGAAGCUAUGGACGCCACAGUGUCAGGUGACGAUACUGUUCCACCGCCACCGGUAUCAGCAGCAGUCGAUGCCGAUGCCAACUCGGACGAUGACUCGGACGACGACAUCGAAGCGCCGCUCGAAAUCGACGAGUCCGAGCUCUUUGCCGGAUGGUCCGAAGCCAGAAUCAAAGGAUGGAAGAAUCGCAUUAAGAAACCGAACGCGUACUACUACCGUUUCAACGCCCCGGGCGAACGCCAGGCGAACGGCGGCUGGACGCCGAAAGAGCACGAGCAAUUCAUGGACACGUUGGCGAAGCUUCCGGACGGCAAAGCCAACUACGAGUGGGGCACGUUCUCCAUCUCCAUCCCGGGGCGAGUGGGCUACCAGUGCUCCAACUAUUACCGCUCGUUGGUGAAAAACGGCGUCGUCCAAGACGAAAACUACAUGUUGGACGAUAAGGGUGAGUUGCGCUUCAACUUCAAAAACAAAGGAUUCGACCGAACUACGAUUGGUACUAAACCGGCAAAAGUCAAGCCGCCGCCGAAACCGAAGAAACCGAAAAUGCGUCCUCCUCCGAAAAUCAAAGCACCGAAAAUGAAAAAACCGAAGAAAGAACCAAAGAAAAAGAAGAAAGACCAAGGCGACGACGACACGAAAGGUGAUAAAACUUUCCGAUGCAGCGUCAAAACCGGUGAAAUUCGCCGAUCCAGUCGAAACUCUGGCAAAGAGAAGCGAAAAUACUCCGACGGCGGCGAGGGAGAAGACAACGAGGACGAAGACAACGAGGACGACGAAGACGGCGACGACGAAGGCCCGCCAGUCUUGCCGGCUGGAUUCUUGGACCCAAUCACGCGCAUGCAAAUCGAGGAACCGGCGGCAAUCUCGCCGUACGGUCACGUCGCUGGUUACGAAACCUGGUGCCGAAUCCUACGCAACCCAGAAGCGCCGGACACGUGCCCGUUCACCAAACAAAAUCUGAAACGUCGCCAACUCGUCAAGUUGACGCACGAGAACAUCGCGGAGUAUUUGGAUAAAAUGGUCGACGUGCAACAAAUGCACUGA